This is a messenger RNA of Mercurialis annua (annual mercury), 1706 nucleotides long. RefSeq lists its product as uncharacterized. NCBI's taxonomy places the organism in Eukaryota, Viridiplantae, Streptophyta, Magnoliopsida, Malpighiales, Euphorbiaceae. The record is from RefSeq and is a predicted model, not a curated record. The transcript has 2 exons. The coding region runs from base 130 to 1512 and encodes 460 amino acids.
AAAGAUAUGAACUUGGACCAGGCCCAUUGGAUGCCUUGUUUUCACUUCCCCCAAUUUGAACAGCUUAUCCUAUCAGCAUUUUCCCUCCCAAUUCUCUCAAUGUGAAACGCCCGUCAACUGUUCGACGAAAUGCCAAAGCCAAACAACUCCACAAAAAUAAAACCCAUCACCACCAUCUCCACCAAGAAGCACGAGAUAACCACCCCUCUCCGAAGAUCACAGAGACUUGUCCACAAAAGUCCCCAGGAUCUGCAUACUGAAACCCCGAAACCAGCAGCGAAUCGCGCAAAAAACACCUCAAAGAAACUGACGGAAUCUGAGAAAAAGUUGACGAUUUGUGGGAUUCCGGCUCCUGGGUUUAGAAGAUCCCCGAGGUUUAGUAAUAGGGUAGAGGAGAAUUCGAGUGUUCGGCGAUCUUCGAGGCUUUCUUUGCUCGAUACGAGCAGUGUUAAGCCCAAGAAAAAUGUAGAUUCUUCUUCAGUUAAAUGUAAAGAUAAUAGUAAGGGUGUGCGUAAGUGCGAUGAAUUUGUGCAGAAAGGCGAAAAGAAGACUCGGGAUUGUGUGAAUUGCUCGACGGUGAUUGGUCUUGAAGCGGUGAAAAGGAGAGAUUUUUGUGGGAAAAGUCAAGAAAUUAGGGUUACUAAGAAGAGGAAGAGAGGAGAGAAAUGUGAUAAGAAUAAUGCAAGUGUCAAAGAUUGGACAAACGAGCAGGAAAUCGCGUUGCAAAGAGCUUACAUAAUUGCUAAGCCUACUCCUAAUUUCUGGAAUCAGGUCUCCAAGAUGGUUCCUGGAAAGUCUGCAAAGGAUUGCUUUGACAGAAUUCAUUCUGACCAUUCAACUCCCCCUCAAUUGUUGCCUCGAUCAAGGGCAAAGAGAAUGAACUCAUCGCCUCUUGGUCGAUUUUCGCUCUCUGCUGAAAAUUUUCUUAGCCCCUCUAGGCUGAAGGUUAAGAGUCUUCAUCGCAAUAAAUUGAAGAGUCAUAUGGCACACAAAACUGUCAGAAAAUUGCUGCAAAAGCAUAAUUGCGCGGACCAGAAUUACAAUGGAGACCUGUUUUCGAUCCUGGAACCAAAUGUGAGUUUACCGAGUCAAGAUCUUCAGCUUAAUAAUUUCAAUUCUACCCCAACAUGUGUGCAAGAAAAGAGAGGAUUCCUUCGGAAGUGUAAUGAGAGGUCUUCAUCUGGCAAGAAAAAGCAGGACUUUACGUUUAGUCCUCCGGUGCUAAAGCCGGUCAAAAACAGCAUGUUGCAUGAGAAAUACAUUGAUCAGUUACAUGUACGGGAGGCAAAGAGAAAGAAGGCCUGUACCCGAGCAGGAAAAGAGAAUCGUGGGCGGAUUAAUAUUCCGAAAACAGAUGUAGUUUCUGCUGCAAAAAAUGCGUUGGUUUCUGAUGCCAGAGAUGCUAUCAGUAAGCUUCAACAUCUACAAAACGUAUCAAAUGAUGAAUUUUCUGAUAUCGAUGCUGAUAAUUGCGUAGAUAGCGAUGGUGACGAUGAUGUUUGGAUAGCAUAGCAAUGAAAUGUAGUAAAAUUUUCUAAAAUUUAGAAUCUUAGCAUAGCUGAGUCUUUCUUAUAUAGUAAUUGUUAAUUCCUUGAUCCACUUUUAUAGGAUAAUUCAGUGUUCUGAUUGUAAAAUUUGUUCUGAUUUUUGUAGAAUUGUAUGUUAGUGUUAAUUUCUAGGUAAUGUGCAGGUUUUUUCGUUUCAAA